Tremella mesenterica DSM 1558 is the source of this 708-nucleotide messenger RNA. RefSeq lists its product as uncharacterized. The transcript is spliced from 2 exons. NCBI's taxonomy places the organism in Eukaryota, Fungi, Basidiomycota, Tremellomycetes, Tremellales, Tremellaceae. The record is from RefSeq and is a predicted model, not a curated record. The coding region runs from base 1 to 708 and encodes 235 amino acids.
AUGCCUGAUCAUGUCACCUCAGCAGUGAUGUAUGUGGCCCAUCCUGAGAACUGCGGAUGUUGGGCGAAUGCUGAUGUGAUGAGGUGUGUUGGGGCUUUCGAGCCCAUAUUGGUGACAGCGCCGUGGGAUACAAUGGCUGCUACAAGUGGUCCUGCACCAAGCACUUUGGAAGAGCAGGUACUGACUGGACCAAAGGCUUUGAUGCUUGUCUCAUGUCAACUAGGGGUGAAUAACCCCCAGAAUGCAAGCGCAACACCGUAUGCUGUUUGGCCCCCUAAAAUUCCAUUGCCUCCUUACACAAGAGUUAUGAUCUGUGAGCGAGAACAAACUCUGGAACCUCAAGACUUCAACCAACUCCUUACGUGCAUGAGAUACACUUUGAGCCUCACCGCUUCAUUGGAGUACUGCACAAAUCCAGAGCUAAUCUCAAAGAUCAUAGGGGGACAGCUUGCCUUUCAGAUCAAUAAUGCUCACAACACCUCUUUACCCGACUCAAUCCUUUGGGCCAGCAUACCUUGUAGAGAGAGGAUAUUAUUUGAUGAUAGCACGUCUAUAGCAGGGAGUAGGGCACUGCUCAGGGUAGGACCGUGGAUCUCAGAGGCAAUUCUAGACUUGAAUGAAAAACUGGCAGGAGAGACAGCUCCAAAGUCUCACCUGACUGACCUGAGAAGCACCCAAAGAGCCAGGAGGAGUGAACAAACAGCAUGA